AUGAGCGGCGCCUGCUCGAGCUACGUAAGCGCCGAGCAGGAGGUGGUGCGCGGCUUCAGCUGCCCGCUGCCGGGGGGCGAGGCGGCCGCCGUCUUCUGCUGCGGCUUCCGAGACCACAAAUACUGCUGCGACGACCCGCACAGCUUCUUCCCCUACGAGCACAGCUACAUGUGGUGGCUCAGCAUCGGAGCUCUUGUGGGACUCUCCACAGCAGCCGUGGUCCUGCUGGCCUUCAUUGUCACUGUGUGUGUGCUCUGCUUUCUGUUCAUCAGCUCAAAGCCCCACACAAAGCUGGACCCAGGCUUAAGCCUACAGACAACAGGCUCUAAGAAGAUGUCACCUGACCAUCACGGUUUGAACACAGCGACCACGAUGGAGGGAUCACACUCUCCCAGGCAGAGUUACUCUUCGAACUCACAACUGGAAAGCAAUGAAAGGCAGGCCACGGGCCCCAGAAGUCUCCUCCAGCACCACUUCUCAGCCACUAGCAACAUUCCAGGCAGCCCUGAAGAGGCCUCUGUUCCCACCCCUGACCCAUGUGGACCAGUUCCUUAAACAUCCAAUAAAUGU
Molecule: messenger RNA, 570 nt
Organism: Peromyscus leucopus (white-footed mouse)
Lineage: Eukaryota; Metazoa; Chordata; Mammalia; Rodentia; Cricetidae
Gene: Shisal2a
Product: shisa like 2A
Exons: 3
Coding region: 1-555 (184 amino acids)
Source: RefSeq, a predicted model, not a curated record